Messenger RNA from Dendronephthya gigantea, 1488 nucleotides. RefSeq lists its product as uncharacterized. The record is from RefSeq and is a predicted model, not a curated record. NCBI's taxonomy places the organism in Eukaryota, Metazoa, Cnidaria, Anthozoa, Malacalcyonacea, Nephtheidae. The transcript has 7 exons. The coding region runs from base 40 to 1212 and encodes 390 amino acids.
GUGCUGUCAUUUGCUCUCCUUUCUGAUGAAGAAAAAGUAAUGUCUUGGAAAGGCAACCAUACUGUGGGAAUAGUUUCCGGAAGUGAGGAUUACGACGUACUAAAAGUUUCUUGCAGAGAAAUCUUUGCUGAAAUCAAUGAUCUGGUUGAGCAUGGUGAAAUUGAGGUGGAUGGCCAUCAAAUACCUCUGGAAUUUUAUCUGUCUGGUGAUUAUAAGUUUCUUCUUCUGGUUCUUGGAAUGAACAACGCAAUAUCUGAUUAUGCAUGCAUUUACUGCUUGGUCCACAAAAAUGAAAGGUGGGAUACAUCAAAAGUAGAGGAUUACUACCAUAAUAGUAAGAAUACAAGAACACUUAGUAGCAACAGAACCAUGGCCUGCAAGUCCUCAUCGAACUAUGGUUGCAUCAGAAAGCCAUUGCUCAGUAUCCCAAUUCAGAAUGUCAGAAUCGACGAACUUCAUUUGCUUCUCAGGAUAACUGAUAUUUUAGAACGUAACAUAAUAAACGAUGCAAUUGAGCGUGAUGUUGAAGAGAACCUUAAUAGAGCACCAUCAGACAGGGAAAAUAAACACCUACAAAAUGUUGUUGAAGCCAUCAAUAACUGUGGUGUAAGCUUUAGUGUAUGGAAAAAGAAGAACGCCGAUGGGACUGACAGUGGAAUGCAUGACUGGACAAGCAUGGUUGGCAAUGAGAAGAAAAAAGUUCUUGCAAAGCUGCCUGCACAGUUCCCAAACAUUCUCGAACCAAACCAUUGUGAUACAAUUACAGAAAUAUGGCAGGAAUUUCGUGAACUAUAUGGAAUACUAUCAUCAUGGAAGCCUUCUGAGGCAGAUAUAGAUGGAUUUUUUGGGAAGGCCAAGAACUGGGUAGAGCUAUUCCUGUCUCUUGGUGGAAAAGUGAUGGGCUAUGAAAAGGCUAGAAUAACACCAUAUAUACACAUAUUGCUUUAUCAUGUACCCAGAUUCAUCAAAGAUGAAAAAUCUUUGAAAUCAUUUACUGGGCAAGGAAUUGAAAAGAUUAAUGAUGUGGUUCGGGCAAUUUAUCAUAACAAAAGCAACCGGCAUGAUGCUUGCAAAGAGGCAAUACUGGCGCUUCGAAGAAUUGAUAAUCUUCAGAAUUUUGAACGAAUCCCACACCAAUACAAGAAACAAGACAAUACCUAUUGGUCAAAUGAAAUAUUUGAGCAGAGAAGAAAAAACCGCGUCUUUGUGUAGAUCCAAGAGAAGACGAGAACGAUCAAGAUCAAUUAACCCCACAGGAUGUAGACAGCAUGAGUUUAUGUGAAGUGAAAGAAAAACUAAAAGAAAUGAAAAUAAAAACAAAACUACGAAAGCUUGACAAAUUGAAGGAACUUUUAAAAAGCACCAUUUUGGGUGCUGCAUGCACCUAAGUACAAGUACAAGUGUACAACUAUAUUUUAAAGUGUCUCGGCACUACAUGCUCGUCUUGAGAAAUGAAUUUUAGCUUUCUCAAUGGGCAUUCUCUUUGCU